GCAGCGGCUGAGUUGUCAAAAAGUUGGCAUUUGUUCCAUCUGUUUUAUUUAGCGGAAUCUAUUUUCAUAACAUAAACGUCGAUUAUUUUAUUACCGAGUGAGUUUCAACGAAACCAAAUUACAAGUUAAUUCACUUCAUGCCAAAUGUAUCCAUUAAAAAACAGUAAUUGUUUAUGUGUCUGCUAAAAUUUGGAUGGAAGUCUCUAACUGGAGUCGAGGAGGGAUGUUGUGAAUGGAGUUACAUGGUGACAUAAUGGUGUAAUCGUUUGUGGUACUUUCGAAAAAUUUGAUCAAUCAUGGACGAGAUGACGGAUUCGCCAAUAAAGACGAGCCCCACUGGCGUGGUCGAGGGUCUACCGGAGAAUGAGACCGACUACUCUAGCAUUAGGGGAAAGAUGGUGUUAGUGAGCCCGACGGCAGAUGAGUUUGAUCUGCUCCGCAAACAACUGGAUGAACGGCUGGAGAGUGGCAAUGGAGAAAUUAUAUAUGACAUCGGACAAGGAGAGGACGGGCGAGGGCUGACAGAAGACGAGUACAAGGCCUCAGUAGCAACGCUACAGUCGCUGGUCAGCGAGCGGGUCUCCUGCGUGGAGCUGCGCCGCUGGGACUGCGGAGGCGGCCUGUGCGGCCAGUACCUGCUGCGGACACAGCUCGACCACACCGACUUUAUGGAGAUCAGAGUAGCGGUAGUAGGCAACGUGGACGCGGGCAAGUCGACGCUGCUAGGGGUACUGACGCACGGCGAGCUGGACAACGGGCGAGGGUACGCGCGGCAGAGGCUCUUCCGGCACAAGCACGAGAUGGAGUCAGGGCGCACCAGCUCCGUGGGGAACGAUAUCCUCGGCUUCGAUAGCAUGGGCAACGUGGUGAACAAGCCGGACCACGGCACGCUGGACUGGGUGAAGAUCUGCGAGAAGUCCUCCAAGGUGAUCACGUUCAUCGACCUGGCGGGGCACGAGCGUUACCUCAAGACUACUGUCUUCGGCAUGACUGGACACGCGCCUGACUUCGGGAUGCUAAUGAUCGGGGCGAACGCGGGCAUUGUGGGCAUGACUAAGGAGCACCUGGGGCUGGCGCUGGCGCUGUCGGUGCCCGUGUUCGUGGUCGUCACCAAGAUUGACAUGUGCCCGCCCAAUGUGCUACAGGACAACCUGAAGCUGCUGAUCAGGAUCCUGAAGUCCUCGGGCUGCCGCAAGGUGCCCGUCAUGGUCAAGAACAAGGAUGACGUCAUCGUUAGCGCCACCAACUUCGUCAGCCAAAGGCUAUGUCCAAUAUUCCAAGUGUCGAACGUGACGGGUGAAAACCUGGAGCUGCUGACGAUGUUCCUCAACCUGCUGAAGACGCGCAUGCCGGCCCAGGACGACAAGCCCGCAGAGUUCCAGAUCGAUGACACCUACUCCGUACCUGGUGUGGGCACAGUGGUGUCAGGCACGACGCUGGCCGGCGUGAUCCACGCGAACGAGACGCUGCUGCUGGGGCCCGACCCGCUGGGCCGCUUCCACCCCGUCACCGUCAAGAGCAUCCACCGCAAGCGCAUGCCCGUGCCCGAGGUGAGGGGAGGGCAGACCGCCAGCUUCGCGCUCAAGAAGAUCAAGCGUUCAGCGAUCCGCAAGGGCAUGGUGAUGGUGUCCCCGGCGCUGAACCCGCAGGCCUGCUGGCAGUUCGAGGGGGAGAUCCUCGUGCUGCACCACCCCACCACCAUAUCCUCGCGCUACCAGGCCAUGGUACACUGCGGCAGUAUCCGCCAGACGGCGUCGAUCAUGUCCAUGUCCCGCGACUGCCUGCGCACGGGCGACAAGGCGCUCGUGCGCUUCCGGUUCAUCAAGCACCCCGAGUACCUCAGGAGGGGGCAGAGGAUGGUGUUCCGCGAGGGCCGCACCAAGGCCGUGGGCAACGUGCUGCGGCCCGAGCCGGCCAGCGCCGCGCCCAAGCACAAGCCCGCGCCGCGGGCGCCGCCCCGCGCCCUCGACGCAGGCGCCGCGCCCGCCGGCCCCGGACACAUGGAGAACGAGGUGUCGGUGACGGCCACGGACUCCCCGUUCGAGGUGCAGCCCGACAAGCGCGCGGCCGGCCGCCGCGCCCGCCGCCGCCACGAGCCGCACGCGCCGCACGCGCAGCACGCGCCGCACGCGCCGCCCGACGCGCCUGCGCGCCUCGCCAACUAG
This is a messenger RNA of Pectinophora gossypiella (pink bollworm), 2165 nucleotides long. RefSeq names its product GTP-binding protein 1 (gene GTPBP1). NCBI's taxonomy places the organism in Eukaryota, Metazoa, Arthropoda, Insecta, Lepidoptera, Gelechiidae. Bases 297 to 2165 code for a protein of 622 amino acids. Gene Ontology annotation, molecular function: translation elongation factor activity; GTPase activity; GTP binding. Gene Ontology annotation, biological process: translational elongation. The record is from RefSeq and is a predicted model, not a curated record. The transcript has 14 exons.